AUGUCAGAUUCAUCUGAAAACAAAGAACAGAGUGAUAGAGAGAAAAAUGUUAAUGAUGAAUAUUUGGAACAAAUAUCAUUGGCUAAUGGUAGUAAAACAGAUCCAUUAAUUAAAGAUGAAAUAGCAUCUUUAGCGUUAAAUACUACAUUGAAUGAGACCAAAGACCAAGAUAAAGACAAUAAGAUUGAAAUUGUAGAAGAAUCGACUAGCAUUGAAGAGAAAAAAGUAAAUUCGACAGAAAAUGUUGCCAAAAGAUCUAAAUCCACCGAUCGAGCAGAGAGUAGUACCUUAUGUAAAUCUGAUAUCGAUUGGGAUCACGAUACUAACAAAAGGCAAAAAUUAAAUGACUGUCAACCAAAUACUUCAACAAGCGAUAGUAAUAUUCGGGAAAGCAGUAAUGAGCAAAAAUCUAAUUUUCGCAAACUCGAAUCUAAAUUCAAAAAACGUAAUUAUCGUAAUCAAAGCAAUUCUAGUGAUAUAGAUGAUUUAAAUGACAAUACAAGAUCAAAUCCUAGCAUACGAGAAAAGUCCAGUUCUUCAGAAUCCAUUCAACAAGAUACGAAAGACAGUUCCGACGAACGAAGCGAAAUCGCCGAAGAUAAUGCUGAAUCAAACGAAUGGACAACAGCUAGUGAUGAUACAGAUGAAAUGCCAGGUAUUUUACAAAAAAAGCCAACAAAAUCUGACUGGUCUAUCUUAAAAGACGUGAUUAAUCGUCAAAUCGGAUCAAAUAACUCAAUUCCAUUACGAUUUUAUAGUUCACUUCUUGCAGUUCAACGUUUAGAACUUAUGUACAAACUCGAAGAACAUAAUGGCUGUGUUAAUGCUAUAGGUUUUAAUCAAAAAGGAAAUCUUCUUGCAAGUGCCUCGGAUGAUUUAACAAUUACAAUUUGGGAUUGGGCUAUUGGAAAAAAGCAUAUAGCACUGCAAACUGGUCAUAGAAGUAAUGUUUUUCAAUCUAAAUGGUUACCUCUUGAUAUGGAAUAUUUUGUAGUAUCGUGUGCUCGUGAUGGUCAAGUGCGCUUAAUCGAUAUUCGAACCAGUGUCAGUCGAAAAUUAGCUAAACAUCGGGCAGCCUGUCAUAAAAUUAGUACCCAUUUAGAUUUACCUCAUUUAGUACUCUCCGCUGGUGAAGAUUCUAAGAUCUUAUCAAUUGACAUAAGAGAAAGUAAACCAUCAAUAUUACAAUCGGUCAAAGAUAAUGAUCAAGAGGUUGAACUUUACAGUAUUCACUCAAAUCCUUUAAAUAAUUUUGAGUUUUGCGUCGCUGGUCGAACGCGUUUUGUUAAAAUAUAUGAUCGUAGAAAACCUACAAUUCCUUUGCAACAAUUGUGUCCAAAACAUUUAUUGUCAGAAGAUCAAGCGCAUGUGACGUGUGCUGUUUACAAUCAUAAUGGAACUGAAAUUGUAGCUUCUUAUAACAAUGAAGACAUAUACUUAUUCGAUACCGCAAUACCAUAUCAAAGUGGAGAUUUUGCUCACAAAUAUCAAGGACAUCGAAAUAGUGUUACUGUUAAGGGUGUUAAUUUCUAUGGACCAAAUAGUGAAUUUGUGAUAUCUGGAUCAGAUUGUGGAAAUAUAUUUAUUUGGGAUAAAAAGACAGAAGCGAUAGUUCAGUGGAUGCUUGGAGAUCGACAAGGAAUUGUAAAUGCUUUAGAGCCUCAUCCUCAUAUUCCAAUUUUGGCAACAAGUGGUCUUGACUCUGAUGUAAAAAUAUGGGUACCAACUCGAGAAGAACCACCUAAUAUUGAACAACAAUUACAGUCCUGUGUUAAGCAGAAUCUAACGCCUAGAACUAAGAAUAUUGAAGAUGCAGAAAAUGCUUUCGAUGGGCAUUUCUUGUGGAUAAUGUUACGGCAUAUUCGCCAAGCUGAUCGACAUAGGCAACUUCUUGUAAGAAUAGACAAUAGAAACCAAAACCAUGAUUUCGAUGAUGAUAGUGAUAUUGAUAUUGGCAAUGAUGAAGACGUUGGAGAUUUUAAUGAAAAUAAUGAUGAUGAUGAUGAUAAUGAUGAUUAUGAUGAUGAUGAUGAUGAUGAUGAUGAUGAUGAUAGUUCUUCCAAUUCAAAUGAUAAUUCUAGUGAAAGUGAUGAUCACUUUGAAAAUUAAGAUAUUCGAUAAUGUUGAUAAUAUAUAUAAUCAUGAUUUUUUAAGUUACAAUAA
This is a messenger RNA of Ceratosolen solmsi marchali, 2163 nucleotides long. RefSeq names its product DDB1- and CUL4-associated factor 8. The transcript has 10 exons. The record is from RefSeq and is a predicted model, not a curated record. Gene Ontology annotation, molecular function: protein binding. NCBI's taxonomy places the organism in Eukaryota, Metazoa, Arthropoda, Insecta, Hymenoptera, Agaonidae. Gene Ontology annotation, cellular component: cytoplasm; Cul4-RING E3 ubiquitin ligase complex. Bases 1 to 2109 code for a protein of 702 amino acids.